AUGUUACCUCCAGUAAGGAGGUCUCCUUAUGUGAUUCGUGUGGUUCCUAUUGAUACUACUUUGACAAAGGAAGAGAACAUAAUAUCUAACUGGGUAUUAAGUUUAGUUGAAGAUCCAAUGGAUAACUUAUUUCUUAGCAUAUCUGGUCAACGUGGAGAACGUCAUAUGUUUGAGAGCUUAUAUCCGCAUGAACAUCUAUUUUAUGGAACAAUUGAUUGUUUUGUUGAUGUUCUAAACUAUGAUGAGAGAGCUAGAAAUAAAGAUACUCCGUCAUGUUUCUUCUUCAAGACAUGUAUUUUGAAUCCUGGAUAUAUGCAUAUCAAAGGAACUAAAAGUGAAGAAGAGUAUAAAAAUUUCAAAGAGAAUGUCCUUCAGUGUUUGGGUGUAUCGGAAGAUAGAAGAUGUUUAAAAGGAUUUGAUAUGGUGUUUUUUCCUACAUGUUCAAACAAUCACUAUUUUGUGUUUGUUUAUGAUUUUAAGAACCGAAAAGCUGUGAUUUUGGACAACCUGUUGUAUAGUAGUUCUGAUGAAGCAUAUCCACAUCUUAUUUAUAAUUUGAAAUAUAUGUUUGGGAGGUAUCUUCUUAAAAUUAAUCAUAAUAUGGCGUUUUCGGUUCAAUAUGAAAUUGAUUUUUUCGAUCAGUACAUGACAUGGAAAACAAGGGGUAAUUCGAGAUUGUGGCAUAUUUUUGAUGAGGCACAUGGAAACUUAUAA
This is a messenger RNA of Lactuca virosa, 714 nucleotides long. The record is from the annotation of a GenBank genome assembly. Lineage: Eukaryota; Viridiplantae; Streptophyta; Magnoliopsida; Asterales; Asteraceae.